UCUUCGAAUCACAAACCAUAGGUACUUUUCCCGAGCGAUUUCUCUCUGUUAUAUAGUUCCUCUCCAGAUCCGGCGAGCGAGGGGCGGGUUCGUUCUCCACCAGCUUUGGAUCCCGUCUGUCGUUCUUGGCAUCUCACUGGCGAAGCCGCUUCCCGCCGUCCCUGUACUCGGGCUCCGGUAACACCCCCCAGUCCCUCCCCCCUCCUUCUGCAUGGGCACCCGGCGAGCGACGCGAGACCUGGAUGCAUACUACACGGAUUCAGCAAUGUGUGACUGUAGUUAGCAGCCAAGAUAUACACAAACAAGAGAAUAAACGACUGGUGGUGAAGUAGCCUAAUAUUCUCGGGUUAUAGGUUCUGCAAAUUUUCAAGAAGAACCAAAUCAGGUCCAUAGCUUCUCCUGUCCAUUACGUCUGCCAGCUGCUCGGCACAAUGAAGCCUUCAGAUGACAGUGUGCAGCUCUCAGGUUUGAUGCAAUUGGAAGAGUCGUCCCUUGGCGUGGAGGGGUAUUGCCAUCAUCAGGAGACCUUUCCUUGUUCUCCUUCGAUGCAACCAAUUGCUUCUGGUUGUGUACACACAGAAAACAGCGCGGCAUACUUUUUAUGGCCGGCAUCGAACCUACAGCAUUGUGCGUCCGAGGGACGGGCAAACUACUUCGGAAACCUACAGAAAGGGUUACUGCCGGUGCUCCCUAGACAAUUGCCCAAGGGCCAGCAAGCAAAUAGCCUGCUUGACUUGAUGACUAUAAGAGCUUUCCACAGCAAGAUAUUGCGGCGGUUCAGCCUCGGAACGGCAGUGGGCUUCCGCAUAAAGAAAGGGGAUCUGACAAAUAUCCCUGCCAUUAUUGUCUUUGUUGAGCGAAAGGUUCACAAAAAGUGGCUUAAUCCGAACCAAUGCCUUCCUGCAAUUCUUACGGGACCAGGAGGUGUUUGGUGUGAUGUUGAUGUCGUAGAAUUUUCAUACUAUGGUGCACCGGCUCAAACACCUAAAGAACAGAUGUUCAGUGAGCUUGUUAAUAAGCUGUGUGGCAGUGAUGAAUAUAUUGGUUCAGGUUCUCAGGUUGCAAGCCAGGAUACAUUUGGAACUUUGAGUGCAAUUGUGAAACGGCGCACCAGCAACAAGCAGGUUGGUUUCCUCACCAACCGACAUGUUGCAGUUGACUUGGAUUAUCCUAACCAGAAGAUGUUUCACCCAUUGCCACCCGAUCGUGGGCCUGGUGUUUAUCUUGGAGCUGUCGAAAGGGCAACAUCUUUCAUCACAGAUGAUUUUUGGUAUGGAAUUUAUGCUGGAACAAACCCAGAGACAUUUGUACGAGCUGAUGGCGCAUUCAUUCCAUUUGCUGAUGACUUUGACAUUUCCACAGUCACGACUAUAGUUAGGGAGGUCGGUGAGAUUGGGGAUGUUAAGGUUAUAGAUCUGCAGUGUCCUAUCAAUAGCCUCAUAGGGAAGCAAGUUUGCAAAGUUGGCAGAAGCUCUGGUCACACAACUGGGACUGUAUUGGCAUAUGCCCUUGAGUACAAUGAUGAGAAAGGAAUAUGCUUCUUCACUGACCUCCUCGUUGUUGGUGAGAACCGCCAAACCUUUGACUUGGAAGGUGAUAGUGGAAGCCUAAUUAUCCUGACCAGCCAAUGUGAGGAGAAGCCACGUCCUAUUGGGAUAAUAUGGGGUGGCACAUCAAACCGUGGGAGGAUGAAACUUACAAGUGACCAUGGUCCUGAAAAUUGGACUACCGGAGUUGAUCUUGGUCGUCUUCUUGAUCGUCUAGAACUUGAUCUUAUCAUAACCAACGAAUCACUCAAAGAUGCUGUGCAGGAGCAAAGGAAUGCUUUUGUUGCUGCAGUUAUAUCCGCUGUUGGGGAGUCCUCCAUGGUGGGUGUCACCGCACCAGAAGCCACCUCGGAAGAGAAGGGGGAAGAAAUCUUUGAGCCUUUGGGGAUCAAAAUUCAGCAGCUGCCUCGUCAUGACAUGAUAAGCUCUACAACUGAAGGGGAGGAUGCAUCCAAUAGGCCGUCUGAUAUGGAAGAGCAUCAGUUCAUCUCAAACUUUGUUGGCAUCUUUCCGGUGUGCCGUGACCAAGAUGCUCCAAGGAGCAUCGCCAAUUUGAAUAAUCCAUCGGAGGAAGAGCUCGCCAUGUCGCUGCACCUAGGCGACCGAGAGCCCAAGCGGCUUUGUUUGGACCCAGAAUCAAACCAAGACCUGGAGAAGCGGCCUCGCCCAGACCCAGAAUCGAGCCUAGACCUGGAGAAGCGGCCUUGCUCUGACCCAGAACCGAGCCUAGACCUGGAGAAGCUGCCUCACUAUGACCCAGAGCCGAGCAUAGACCUGGAGAAGUGAAGCGUUCAUUUUCGACGUUUCUGGAAUGAGCUCGUGGACAAACAAAGCUGAGCAGAUGAAAGAUCUCCUGCAGCUCAGCAAGUUGAACCUGCAAUAUUAGCUUGAGUGCACUUGAUUUCUGGAAUGAGCUUUGGGAUAAACAAAGCGAGUAGAUGAAAGAUCCUGCAGUUCAGCAAACUGAACCUGCAAUAUUAGCUUGAGUGCACUUGAUUUCUGGAAUGAGCUUGUGGACAAACAAAACGAGUAGAUGAAAGAUCUUCAGUUCAGCAAACUGAACCUGCAAUACUAGCUUGAGUGCAUUUGAUUCAACUCUUGUAGGAUGUUGGGUGGUAGGCUUGUGGCCCUGCAGUUUUGCUGUGCUCAUUCAUUAGAUCUGAUGAUAAUACACGAUGCUGGAUCUGAACCUUUUUUUCCUUGGAAAUCGAUGUGGCUGGGACUGAUGAGAAUCUGGGACGAUUCAUCUUCCUAUUAUGCUGGUUAUUACAUCUUAAGAUGGACGUUUGUAAUCUUCUGCCCUUCAUUUGGGAAAUUUAUAAAGAAUGCCGGCUCUAAAAUUUA
Molecule: messenger RNA, 2891 nt
Organism: Lolium rigidum
Lineage: Eukaryota; Viridiplantae; Streptophyta; Magnoliopsida; Poales; Poaceae
Product: protein NARROW LEAF 1-like
Exons: 6
Coding region: 432-2333 (633 amino acids)
Source: RefSeq, a predicted model, not a curated record